Messenger RNA from Dioszegia hungarica, 876 nucleotides. RefSeq lists its product as uncharacterized. The transcript is spliced from 8 exons. The record is from RefSeq and is a predicted model, not a curated record. NCBI's taxonomy places the organism in Eukaryota, Fungi, Basidiomycota, Tremellomycetes, Tremellales, Bulleribasidiaceae. Bases 1 to 876 code for a protein of 291 amino acids.
AUGGAUUUCCUCAAGCAAGCCGUCCAGGAGUAUGCGUCUGGCGACAAGAACAACCAGAACCACCAGGGCCAGCAGCAUCAGCAAGGUAACCCGUACUCUGAAGCGAAUGCGAACCAGGGGCAGGGGAUGCCGAACCAGUACAACAACCAGAACGCCCCUCAGAGCUACGGCAACAGCGGGCAGGAGUACAACAACCAGCAGGGCGGACAGGGCGGCUACGGGGGCAGCAAUUUUGGCGGUAACGGUGGGCAGGGCGGCGAGGCGGGGAGCUUCUUCAACAAGACGGGAGGGGAGGAGUUCAACCGACCUCACGGGGGCGGUGGGUCUGGCGGGUUCGGCGGGCUGCCCAACAUCGACCAGGGCUCCGCUAUGGCCGCUGCGAAUGCCAAUGCCGGUGACCAGGACUCCUCCCUCUUCUCCUCGGCAUUUGGCUUCUUGUCCAACAUGAACAAGGACGACAAGGAUGAUGUCGAUGAUGACGAGGUCCUCCGGAAGCACGACGAGGCGUACAACAAGGGCAACGCGGGCGGGAUGAGCGCGAAUUCUAUCGGAUCUGCAGCUGCCCUUCAGGCCAUGAAGAUGUUCACCUCGGGCCAGUCUGGCAACGCCGAGCAGUCGUCAGGCGGCAACAUGCAGAGCAAGGUCAUCGGUAUGGCUAUGUCUGAGGCUGCAAAGCUUUUCGACAACUCUGGCGGUGCGGCAUCGGGCAACAAGCAGGAUGCUGUCAACUCCGCUGGUAUGAUGAUGAUGAAGCUCCUCCUCAAGAGCCAAUUCUCAGGUACCACCGGUGGCGCCAACUCUGGCGGUCUCGGCAGCAUGAUGAACAUGGCGAGUACCCGGAUCCACCUGAAAUUUGACGCGUUGACCAGUGACUGA